UUAACAAAAAAAAAACACCCACGGCCACCCAGUCUUUCUGUGGUGUGCUACCUAAACAGCAUAGCAGGAAAACGAGUACGUUAGUUUGUAUGUAGGGGAUUGUUCGGGCUGACAGCGUAGACUCCCUUGAAAUAAAUGUUUGUUGCAUACAUGUAUCAUACAUGGUGAUGUUACGCUAAUAUGUACUCAGACUUAUAUUUCAGAUAACUGGAUGUUGCGUUUUUCUUAUAUGAAAGGUAUGUAUCGUUAUCCACAUUAGUUAUAUAUUUAAUUCAGCAAACAGGCAAAUGUAUAGAAGUGUUAACUGCAGAAUUUUUACGUGGUGUGGUUGCACGAAAUUUGAUAACUGAAACUGAACUCAGAUUGGACAAUCGCGAGUUUUACUCCCAUGAAAUGUAACCCCCAUUAUACAGUAAGUAGUGUGAUACAUAUUUUAUUAAAGAUAUCUUAUGUUUAAUUUAGCACAGAUUCACAUAAUAUAAAAACAAAUCUAGCAUCAAAGAUUUAUUUGUUUAAUGCCAUUGCAAAUGCAUGGUUUCCAGCCUUCCCAAUUAAAGGGGGAUAUCGCUAUUGUUGUCCCUUCUAAAAUUUGUAACAUUGCUGCAAAGUCACUUAGCUAAGUUUUGAGUGGCCAUUUGUUGAAGGAGCAAUAUCGAUGAGGAUGGAAUCAUGUCAUAGAAUAAAUCUUACUUAAUUUAUGAAAUAUUGUAUUGAUUUUGUACAAUGCAUUGUUAAUGAGAUAUAUCAUAAAUAAAAUAUCUUAAUACUGUGUCAGAUAUCUAAUUGAGUAUAGUUAACUUGCCAUGAGCCAAAUUCUAUAUAGAGCAGCGAUUAAAUAUUGAAAUGUACCUUAAUCUUCUCAAGUCUAAAUUACAUUCAGUCAGACGUUUCACUCCGGAUUGUUACUAUGACGAUCUUGGCCUCGGCACGAGAGGGUCCUGCAGUGAUGACGUGAACGGGGACGUAUAUCAGAACUCAACCUUACUUAAAUGUCAGAGUAUCUGCGAUUCCACACCAGGCUGUCAAGGAAUGACAUUUCAAGAGGAUCUUCGGAUCUGCCAACUCCAUGUGUGUUCUGACGGAUACAUGAUAGCUAACAAUAGUCUGACCUCCUUUUAUGCAAGGCGCUGUGAGCCUUACAACCAAUUUUUCACUGCUGGAACAAGAACAAGAGCGACCUGCUUACACUGGCCGAUGAUUGACAUGUUUCAAGUUUCUACCCAUCUUGACUGUCAGAUUGCGUGCUUCCGAUUCAGCAAUUGCCAUGGAGUCACUGUCAGGCCUUCACGGAAAUGGAAUUGCUUUUUACAAGCAUGCAACGAAUCCACUUAUUUUGAUGACGCCGACAUGUCUUUCUACUCCAAAAACUAUACAGGUACUGGCUUUACAGGUCACGGCUCGUCCAGAGUUGGCAAGUGUAGACCUUUGAACUCUGAAGUUUUGGGGCUCGAUAUAAAUGAGUGUGCUGCAGAAUGUUUAAAUACGGUGGAAUGCCAAGGAUUUUCCUCCGUAGGACAGAGGCUAUCAUGUGAUUUUCACUCUUGUGGAAGCUAUAUGAAUAUGACCGGCUAUGGCAAACAUACGUUUUAUUCGAGGACAUCGAAUUCAACUGCCAUUUCCUCAUCAAAAGAUCCAACACUUCCGAACGAGACUUCUAUUCUUGAAAUAGACUAUACCCAGUACAAUGUUACAUGCGACUUCCUACCGACAACGAGUUUAAGUGAGACGUGUUCGCCAAUUGAUGAAGAAAUGGUGGGGGUGUUUGAGGAAAACGAAUGUUUCCACUUAUGUGAAAACACCUCGGACUGCCAAGGGGUGACUUUGCGCAGUGCUGGUAUGACAUGUUACCUGCAUUUUUGUGAGCAAUCUGUAUAUACACCUAAUACCAACCUUCGUUUUUCUUCAAAACAAGUGGUGAGAAACUGCACAUAUAUAUCGAAGGGUCCAAAGACAGGUCUAGACUGCGCUUAUCUGUCGUCAUCAUCAUCCUCACUUCCACAGUGUCAGGACACGUGUUCCCAAAACACUGCUUGUAAAGGUUUACAGUACGAUACCUCAAAGACACAAUGUCGACUGUCGAUUUGUAGUGAAUACAGAUAUAGGCAACACAUACCAGAAUCCACUUCAUUCUACUCCAACUCCUGUGAGGAUGUAACAUUUUAUGAAGAUCAAGGGAUACAGACUGCUGGAAAUUGUAGUUCAUUUGAAGUGAUACAAGUACGGUCAGACUAUGAAUGCAUAUCAUCAUGCACUUCAUACACACACUGUCUUGGUGUGACAUUAAACACGCAGAGGCUUGAAUGCUGGAGAUAUUCAUGCUUGCCAACAUCCCAGUCGACAUACAUUAACGGUUCAUCAUUCCUUAAAGUCUGCAGCAACAGUUCGGAUUACACAACCCAGUCGACUUAUUCUACAUUAGAUGGAUCAGUAUCACCAUCACCUGCGGCAGACAUAACGACUUCAAACUACGUCACGCAAUUUGAAUCAACACAACUGAAUCCUAUUCCAACUGUUACGUCAUCCGAGGAUCUCGUCAUGCUGAUGCCGUCGAUAGAAAGCACAGUUGAUAGCUAUUCUACACAUUUUAGCACUGAACUUCUUAGUUUGUAUGAUACAGCGACGUCAUUGAUAGAAAACUACACUGUGACAUCAGCCGAAAGCUGUAUUGAAAGUUCUUUUUAUUCCACAUCGCCUAUCCAUAGUUCUAGUGCCUAUGCCGAAAGCAUAAACACAUUAAAUUUUAUUCCUUCUACAACACUCAGCCCUUACCAGUCAGUCACAAACCAGAAUAUAACCUUCUUUCUUGGAGAUGUGUGUACCUGUGUCUGCCACCUGGAAUACAUAACCAUUGAAUCAAAGAUUAAGGACCUGGUAUCUUCCUUAAAAAUAGACGCAUCUAAGGUAUCUCGUUCUACCCGGAAACUGAUAUCAGUAUCAGACGAGCGUACUUCAUCUAAGUACAUUGGUACUUUAGGCGUGGUUUUACUUGCAAGCAUAGGCUUUGUUAUAGUGUUCAGUGAUUUAUCUGCAAUAUUUUGUCAACAUAAAGUCACUGUUUUAACGCCGACAUGUGACAAUCCUUAAAGUAUAUGGAGUCGAAAUAUCAAAAAUCUUUGCGAAUAUAUGUUAUCUGAAUAUCAAUUUUGAAAACGUUAUGAAAAGUGCGUUAUAUGUAUUAAAUAGAUUUGAAAUUGAAUAUAUAUAUAUAUAUAUAACAUUGUAACAAAACUGACGAAGGAAGACAACUUUAUGACUCGUGCCCUGACGGGGCAUCGAACUCACGAUCUACGGCACCAAAUAGCCUACCUAGAAAUACCUCUCUUUAUAAGCAUGGGGGCUUAAAGGUUACUUAAAUCUUAUUACACUGACAAAAACGGGACAAACGAGACACACAAUUACGUAUGAUUUUUAUCUUGAUGUAUAUAAACAAUGUAUAUCACCGACCCCAAAGGUUAGUGUAUUUGAGCUCUAUUUUGAAUAUCUUUGCAAUGUUAAAAGAUACAUGUAGGUGCGGAUUAAAACCGUUUACCUUUAUAAAAUUAUAACUAUAAUGCGUCGGAUAUCUGAAAAUCACUUGUUUCUUAACCGUUCACAUAAAUUUGUUUUUAGGGUCAUGCUAAAAAAAUAUGGAAAUAAUCACUGCCUUAACUUCUAAACUGUUUCUAUCAUGAUUGCAGAUUUGCAGUCGUACAAUACACGUCUAACUGUAACGAAAAACCGUCCGAAGUCUGUAUCUUCGACAGGAAAGCGCCGGUAACCAUACUAAUGUAAAAGCAUAUUGUUUGCCAUUUCUAUGCAAUUCAUGUUUAGAUUCUAUUCAGGUAAAGAAGUAAACGCAGACACUUUCUGUUCUCUGUUCUCAGUUUUAUGGUCUACAUCAUGAUUUCAUUUGCAAAUGUUUCGUUCCUUUGUUCUGUAGCCCUUGGGCGCUCGGGACAUGCAUGUGUCAACUACAUGUAUGUCCCGUGCGUGCAAGGACUCUUCUCAAACGUCAUCGUAUGAGAGAGGUUCGAUUGGAUGAGAGUGUUGCACGGACUUUUCGUCCUAUUCCCUGCACAUAUCAUUCCUGUUCCCCGCUCCCUGUUCAUUCUCCAUCAUGCCAUUGGACAGAGCAGACAACAUUGUAGCUAGCCCUGGUAAGUCUGUCUUCAUGUAUAUUUUAUAUAAAUGUAAAUUUCUAUUGCAUAAUUGUAACCGUGGUCGCGUUGUGUACUAUUGUCGCUUAAAUAUAUUGUAAUUGUUCCGGUCAAUGUACUACGUCCAUGUUAUAUGUUUUGUAGGUCUUUAUGCAUAAUAAAGAACCAAUAUACUGAACCUGGUGUUUCCUUGAAUUCCUCACCAACGGUUACAAAUGGCGCCCAACGUUUGAAGACCAGGGCAAACAAGCUAAAAGGCUAGACUCUAACGGAGCUGGCGGUACGAGUCCGGUCCAGGAGAAACCAGAAAUCCUGACAAUAGGAUGUUCCACUUCCGUUCCACGUUAGAAGGUCAAGGCCGUGGUUGUGUACUUCCGGUGGAGCAGAAUAACCACAGAAUCAACCCUGUGGGAAUCCGAAAAUAGGAGACUGUCGUUUCACGUAGCUCUAGGGAGACGAUUGACAUAGAAGAGCCGUGUUAAUGAUGUAUGUGUUUGUGUGUAAUAUGCAGCUGUCUCAAUCUACGGACGUUCCAGAGAAACAUUCCGAAUCAUAAACUGACUGUUCUAAUAUAGUGUAAGAUGUGCGGUUAGGUUUGGUGGUUUAGCUAUGUUUUUGGACACUGUUCGUUGUUUUUUCAUUUGAUUUAUUUCGUGUUAUUAUUGCAGCUUACCAGGGGUCAUUAUCAUCAUUAUCAUCAUCAUCAUCUAGAGAUUUUAUCACCUACAUUUCAUGUGCUUCAUCAUGACCGUAACUUGGCAUAAGAGCAUCCUCAUACUUAACUGUCAUCACCGGUGAGUAAGGUAAGUGUACGUGUGUAUAUUCAUACCUUGGCUUCUGGUAUUACAGAUGAGUGAAGGUAAGUUAGUCAAGUUUUUAGAUAAAGCUGUUGACCCUCCAGUAGCAUUGUCCAAGUUUCCAGUCCUUUUGUCUAGCAGUAAGGGGUUCUACUUAAGUAGGUAUCGUCAAUAUAUAAAGAAUUUAGGGCAUGACCUAGA
Molecule: messenger RNA, 5134 nt
Organism: Pecten maximus
Lineage: Eukaryota; Metazoa; Mollusca; Bivalvia; Pectinida; Pectinidae
Exons: 9
Coding region: 844-3084 (746 amino acids)
Source: RefSeq, a predicted model, not a curated record